Symbiodinium natans is the source of this 3321-nucleotide messenger RNA. NCBI's taxonomy places the organism in Eukaryota, Dinophyceae, Suessiales, Symbiodiniaceae. The record is from the annotation of a GenBank genome assembly.
AUGUUGCUUGCGGAGAGUGUUUGGGCUGUCUGGUGCCUCUGUCUACUCACAUCAGGUGAGCGGAGUGAGCACAGGCCAGGGUCCCAAGCUGUCUUGGGCACCGACGCGGACUUUGCGGAAGUCUCCCACGUCGACCUCCCGGCGUACGGCCAAGCCUCCGGGGAUGUUCGUCCUUCUGGUGUCCUGGAGCUGGAGGCUACGCAGGGCAAGGAAGAUGCACCGUGUCCCAGAGUGCGUGCCGUGCUGGAAGAGCUGGGAGUUCCACCCGCUGCACUCAAUGGCCCCAAAGGUACCUGGCGUGGGAUUACCUGGGCCGACCGCUUUCCGCAUGCAAUCAGCCACCUAGGUGGCAAGCCCGGUCUAUGCGACGUGCGGGGUAUUAGCCUGGAGGGACGGCCGCUAAAGGGACGGCUGCCGCCAGAGCUGGGUUCAUUGAGAGAGUUCCAGGGCUUGCAGAAGCUUGCCCUAGCAAGGAUCAAGGGCAUAACUGGGAACAUUUCGUGCCUUGGCAACCUGACGCUACUUCGGACCGUGUACCUGGCUGACACGGCAGUGUAUGGAGAUGUGGGUGCGUUUUCGCAGCUCUCUGACCUCUUCGUGCUGGUUCUCUCCGGCACGGCCGUAGGCGGCGAACUCGCGUCAUUGAGGAACAUGGUUACAUUGUCAGAGCUGGAACUGGCCGGAACAGCGGUGACAGGAGAUUUGAGAAGCCUUACAGUUUUUCAGUUUCCCAGGCUUGCGUGGCUGGAUUUGUCAGACACAAGAGUACACGGAGAGGUGGGGGCACUACGUGAACUUGACACCUUGCGGACGCUGAAGCUUUCGAGAACCGCGGUUCAUGGGGAUCUGGUGCACCUUCUGGAACUGCAGAAUCUCCAGGUGGCGAAAUUCGACUCCACGAAAGUCGCCGGGACUCCGAACUCGUCCUGGUCCUUCAAAUGGCCGAAGCUUCGCUUCUUGUCCUUGGCCGACUCUCCAGCGCGCUUCCUGUUCGAGAAUCUCUACCUUCGGCCGCCGGUGUUCUUCUUGAAGGACAUCCAAGAGAUCGAUGUUUCCGGCUGCCCGCUGAAUGGCCACAUCGAGCAAUUCCUUGACAUGUUUCGGGACUCGCUGAACCUUGCCCGCCUCCGCGCUACGCGCUGUAACCUGUCGGGUCAGGUGGACGACAUGAAGGGAACCAGGUUGGCGAACUCUUUGCUGCUGCUAGACCUCGCGGGGAACAACAUCACGGGGAUCACAGGCUUUCCAGGCAAGUCAAUUGUACAGGUGUCGCUCUCGAGGAACCCUCUCUUGGACAUGUCCAAGAGCGCGCUUCUUCAGAGCAUCAGGGAGGAGAUACAGGUGGACCUGAGAGAGAGCAUGAUGCGCGACGUGUCGGCUGUGCAAGAGCUCUUCGAAGAGGGGUGGCUGCAGGCAACUCCCGAGGCGGUCAUCCUGAACACAACUGCUAACUACUACUGCCAUGGGAUUACAUCACCAAGCCUGCGCAUCACGCCGGAGCUGUUUUUCCCGAUGCGGCUGUGUGCCUGCCUGCCGGGCUCGAGAGGAGUUGGCAUUCAUUGCGUGCCCUGUGCAGCCGACACCUUCUCCGAUCUGACCAACCAGACCGAUUGCAAAGCAUGCCCCAGGUUCUCACGGACAGCGCAAACGGGUGCAAGAACAGUGAACGACUGCCGCUGUGAUUUUGGAAGGAUUGGAUUGGACAAUGGCACCUGCGUGUGCGAGCGUGGCUUCGCGCUGAAUUUGGACGAGCUCGGCCAGCGCGACUGCUUGAAGUGCGACGAGUUCAACCUGGACUGCGAAGGCCCUGGACACACGCUGGCCGCUGCCCCGCCGAAGCCCGGCUUCGCUCGCCUGCAGCCCGGCGACACGCGGGGCUUCAGGUGCGCAGAGCCUGCAGAUCAGCACUGCAACAGCAGCAAAGAUUCUGGGCUACUGGGCUGCGCCGCCGGCUAUGCUGGGCCAUUGUGCGUCACCUGCAGCGAUGGCUACCGCAGCAAACGCAAGCUGUGCCGGAAGUGCGCCGACUCUGAGGGGAUCAGGAGAUCUCGGCUUCGGAUAGCUGCUGGCAUCUUAGGGCUCGGCACGCUGAUCGCAGCUGUUGCUGUGGUUGCCUUCUGGCGAAAGACACGGACACCUGUGAGGACACGCGCUGCACGGGACUCCGAUGGAUUCUGGGAGGUGCUUCGCCCGAUGCUGCGGGCCCAGAUGCGCAUACUCCUGCAGUUUGUGCAGCUUUGGGGUGUGCUUACAGCUCUAAACGAGAGCUUGUCUCUGUGGGAGCAGGAGUACGUGCAGUGGCUGCAGCUAACAGCUGGGGGCCUACAGGAUGCCUUCAAGCUGGAGUGCCCCUACGGGGGUGAGGACGCCCGCUUCGUGACCGCCCUGGCGGGACCCCUGGUGCCCCUGGCGCUGCUCCUCCUCUGCAUGCUGCUGGAGGCCGUCUCCAGGAGCAUGGGCAUCAGGCUCGCGCUGAAGUUACUCCCUUUCCUCUUCAUCGGUGGAGCCUCCAGCUGUGCACGACUCAUGAGCUGCCAGUACCACGAUGGAGGUGGCCAAGCUCUUGGAGAGGCUUCCUUCCGGGUGCUGUUGCCCCACCUGAAGUGCGAAGAUCAUGGCUGGCAGGCCACAUUGGCAGAUUGCGUUGGAUGGGUCUCAGCCGUUUCCUACGUCAUCCUCAUCCCGGGCUUCUUGCUAUACCUCCUGCGAAAGCAGAAGCGGGCAGUUGCACCAAGCAGGCGGUCCCUGGCAACUGCAGAGAUCCAGCAAAACGCCGCGGUCGUGCGCCUCCAUGCCUUCCAGGCGCGAGACGGCUCGCAGCCACACGGUCUCGACAAGGAGCCCAGGGGAGUAAGGCAUCUGCUUGCCGCGGCGAUUGCGCAUGGCACCGUGUAUUUUCGGGGGAAGGUGAGGCUGCAGCUUCAGGAGAACCAGAUGAUGCAUGUGCAGCUCCUGGGAGACGAUCAGGAGGGCCUUGACGCGGGGAAUGCGAGCACCCUCUCCGCGGUGGCCCAAAGAGACCAAGAGUAUGUGGACCAGCGCCGGUGGAUUAAAAUCACAAGGAUGCUUACAGAACGCUGCGUCUUCCAGGAUGCAGAGGAAAGUGACCGAGUAUUGGCAGGCGCGGAAAGCCUCUUCUGCAAAUACGUGACCUUCGAAAGUGUUUGGGUCGAGGUGGCACUCAAGCUGGUGUCCGCCGUGCUGGUCUCGGUGGUUGCGAGCCAAGAUGGCCUCCAGCUCUGCGUGGGUUUUACUCUGGUCACGGCAGCUUCCUUGGCGCUCUUCCAGCCGUAUGUUCAGCGGCAGGUUGGUGAAUUGUGA